CGAGAUCACCUCACUCACUCUCUCUCUCCCUCUCUUUAGAAAUAAAAGAAAAAGAGAGAAAGCUACUUUUAAUCCGAAAUUUGUGAGAGAGAGAGAGAGAAGAACAGAAGCAGUCAGAAGUUUUCUGUUUCAAUAAUUGAACUACUACCAUUCUUCUCAUCUCUUUCAUUUCAGAUAUUUUUAUUUAUUUUUAAUCUCUCUUCUUUGUAAUUCGAUCUCCCUCCUCACUCUCUCUGCAUGGAAGCUACUGAGUUAUGAUCUUUACUCUCACCUGAUCUGACUGUCUUUUUAACUGAGAAGCAACGAUCAUCUCUAAUGGCUGCCGAUGAACUUCCAUCUCCUCCAACACCAAACACUUAUUACUCAUCUCCAAAAUUUAGGUUUUUCUGUUCCAGGAUCACUCCUUUUGACUCCAUCCUCAGCCCUACUUCAAUCCUCGAAGCCAACCCUUCCUUCUUCUCCUCCAAAAACCCUAAACUCGAGCCAACAUUAAUCCCUAAACCCCAAAGGUUUCACCCUCCUGAAGCCUUUGGCCUCGCCGAUCUUGUACAAAACAGAGGCCACUCGACCAAACCUGUCAACAAAAUGGUCAUUUUCGGGUCAAAGCUCAGAGUCCAGAUCCCUUGUUCCGAUUUUGGAACUAAAACCGGUCCUACUACCCAGAUGAGGCAUCCUCAUGGUCAUGGACAGCUCACCAGCCCUUGUCUCAAAACAAAGGUAAGCGAGAUUGAUCAGACGGAAGACUACACUUGCGUCAUAUCUCACGGUCCAAACCCAACCAUCACACAUAUCUUCGACAACUCUGUUUUCGUGGAGGAGGCGACUCCUCCUCCUCCUCCUUGCUCUCUUCCUUUGCCCUUGGAGACUUAUAAGAAAACGGACACUGGUUUUCUAAGCAACUGCUACACCUGCAAAAAGAUUCUUGACCCAAAACAUGACAUCUAUAUAUACAGAGGAGAGAAAGGAUUUUGCAGCAGUGAGUGCAGGUACCAGGAGAUGCUUCUUGAUCAAAUUGAGACCUAGCAUCUGCCACCUUCUUCUCUUUUUUUUUUUGUUCUCUUCUAUCAUUUUAUCACAAAAUUUUACCUUUUUUUAAUGUUAUUAUUAUCUUCUUCUUCUUUUCUCCACUUCUUCUCUUUUUUGUUCUCUUCUAUCAUUUUGUCACAAAAUUUUACUUUUUUAAAAAAUGUUAUUUCUCAUGUUAUUAUUAUCUUCUUCUUCUUCUUCUUAGGGGGUAUUCCUUGUAAUAACAAUGCCUGCAAAAUAUAUAAAAGAUAGAGAGUUGCUGUCAUGUUGAUAACUCUCCUUUUAUCAUGAAAGUGAACUGGAUAGAUUAAAAAUAUCGUAAAUCUUGACGAA
Messenger RNA from Raphanus sativus (radish), 1359 nucleotides. RefSeq names its product protein MARD1-like. The record is from RefSeq and is a predicted model, not a curated record. Lineage: Eukaryota; Viridiplantae; Streptophyta; Magnoliopsida; Brassicales; Brassicaceae. The transcript has 2 exons. The coding region runs from base 316 to 1023 and encodes 235 amino acids.